This is a messenger RNA of Schistosoma turkestanicum, 3009 nucleotides long. The record is from the annotation of a GenBank genome assembly. NCBI's taxonomy places the organism in Eukaryota, Metazoa, Platyhelminthes, Trematoda, Strigeidida, Schistosomatidae.
AUGAAAACUAAUCAUGAUGAUUAUUAUUAUAAUGAUCGAAAUAAAAAAAAUAACAAUAAUUGGUACACUGUAUCACUUCAUCAAACUGUUGAUCAACAUUCAAUUAUUCCAUGGUCAAAUUCACGAACCAAUCGAAAUGAUGCACUGGAUCAAUUAGGUCAACAAUUUACACAAUUUGCUGAAAAUUCUCUAAAAACUUAUGUUGAUCAAUCAGCAUCAGCAUAUUAUAGACCAAUCAUUCAAUUAUCAAUGAAUAAUGUUCAUUGUAGAAAUUUAUUAAAACCAAUCAUAUCGAAAGCAAUGAAUAAACAACCUGCCUUAAAUUCUCUAGUAUCAAUGAUGAUGUUAGAUAAACGAAAACACAAUUCAUUUCAUCACACUGGAUUACGCAAUCAACAUGAUAUAAAAGAUAAUAGGCUAAAGAGAAAUACAGUUCAACAAAACUCUUUGACUGUAGAUAGUAGUAUUCAAUCGAUCAAUAAAAACACACAACCGACAAAACAGAUGAUGGCUUUAUCUAAUAAUAAUAAUAAUAAUCAUGUUCUGUCUGAUAGAACGUCCUCGUUGUUAUUCAAUCCUCGUCAUUUAUCCGUUCCAAAUAUAAAUCAAAGUAGUACAAUUGUAUCAAGUAGAGGAGUAUCAACCAGCACAGUGUCAUCGUUGUCAUUGAAAACAACAACAGCAACAACACCGACAUCAUUGGAUUGUUUGUCGAAAUCCAUUGAAAAUGUAACAACUAUUGACGAUAAAAACACAUUGAGUGGUUCAAAUAUCAGUAUUAUCAAUUCUACUAAACAUUGUUUAAAAUCAUCAUCAUCAUCAUCAUUAGAGAAAUUAAAUACUAAUUCGUUAACUAAUAAACAAACAAAUCAAUUCGUUGAACAGAACAAAUUUCUUAAUACCAAUUCAAAUGGACUUAGUCUUUAUUGUAUAUUGAAUACAAUUGGAAUUGGUAAUUUUUCACAAGUUAAAUUAGCUACACAUAUUUUAACAAAAGAACGUGUUGCAAUCAAAAUAUUAGAUAAGAGCAAGAUGAAUGCAUCAACUAGACGAUUAUUAAGUCAAGAAAUAUCAAUUCUAGAAAGUUUACAUCAUCCAAAUAUUAUUCGACUUUAUGAAGUAAUUGAAACAUUUUCUCAUUUAAAUUUGGUUAUGGAAUAUGUAGCUGGUGGAGAUUUAAAUCAUAGAAUUAUUAAAUAUGGUAAAUUAAGUGAACCAGAAGCAAGAAUUGUUUUUGCUCAAUUAAUUGCGGCGGUGAAUCAUUUACAUGAACGUAAUAUCAUACAUAGAGAUAUUAAAGCCGAAAAUAUUCUAUUCGCAUAUGAUUUUAAACAAAUUAGCCAAACUCCAAUGAAAACAUUGAAAUCUAAAACAACACCCAUCAACAUUAUGAAAGAAAACACUGGCAAACUACAAUCGAAUCAUCAGUCAACAAUAGAACAACAUGAAAAUCGUCGAACUAUUAGUAAAAUGCACAAAUUAUUACAUUUUCAUCAUCGAUCACAUUCAUCGCAUAAAAAUGACAUGUCAACAUCAAAAGUGACCAAUCGUCAACCGCAUCAUCAUUAUUCAUUGAAAAUUGAACGUGAUUCACCAAUAAUAAUGCAUAAUCAAUCACGCAAUAAUACACCAAUUCGAAUAUUGAAUAAAGAUGGCAAGAAAUUGAAUGCCUAUAGUAAUAAGAAACAACAACACCAGUUGCAUAAAUCUAAUUCUAUUGAAAUUGAUGCAAUGGAUGAGAAUUUAAAUGAUUUAUGCCCAGAUUAUUAUCGGGUGAAAUUAGUGGAUUUUGGUUUUAGUAAACUCAUCAAAGAAUCCAAUCAAAAGCUGACCACAUUUUGUGGAUCACCAGCUUACGCUGCACCGGAAUUAUUUGAAUCGAAAUAUUAUCAUGGUGGACCAGUAGAUAUGUGGGCACUUGGUAUCGUGUUAUUUUUCAUGUUAACCGGUCUAUUACCAUUCAAUGGUACAACAGUUGGACAAGUUCGACGUUUAAUCUUAACAAAUUGUGGUUUACAACUCCCGGAUAAUUUAUCACCUGCAGCAAAUGAUUUAUAUCGGAAUUUAACAGCACGUCAACCGGAUCUACGACCCACCGCAUCACAAUUAAUUAAAUAUGCACAAUAUGCCCGGAAAGAUUUAACACCAAUUGAAAUGGUUCUACGUCAACGAACAACUUGGACAAGUUGGUUAACUGGACAAAUAUUUCCAAAAUCAUUGCCACGAUUCAAACAUUGUCCACCGCUUCCUACAAUGCCACAAAUCAAACAAAAUCUUUUAAAUUCAUCUUCAUACGAAUGUAAACUAAAUAAAAAUAACUCAGUUGAUAAAACUGAUUCAUCCAAUAAUCAUUCAAUGACAUUGUCCAAUCACAUUCAAAAUCAACCACCAAUCACUGUAGAUGAUAAUCAAACCAACAUUGGAACAUUGAACGAGAAGGAAUUCAAUGUUCGACAUCCACCAUCACCAUCAUCCUCACCACAACAAACAUUGAACAAUGAUCAAGAUGAUGCUGAAUUAGAAGCAACCAAUUAUUUACUAUCCAAUCUAGGCAUUACCACAGAUGAAAUACAAAAUGCGCAUAAUUAUGCAACACGAUGUGCUGUCACUGGUGCCUAUCGUAUUAUGUUGCAUAGAAUUCAUAGAUCACGACGUCUUAGUCGAUUAGAUCAAACCGGACUAUCGUCAUCAUCAUCAUCAUCAUCAUCAUCUUUAUCAAUAUCAUCAAACAAUAAAGAAAAUUCUCUCAAACCAAUCCCAUUCAAUCCAACACUAUCAACAAUUCCAAGUACUACAAAUAUACAACAAGAUCUCGUGAAUGAUAAACAAAAUUCUUCAAAAUUUCAAACUGCGCCAAUUCCUUCAAAUGUCAAUAAAUUCGAUAACAAUAGGUAUGGUGCAUUAAAACAAAAUCCUCUUCCUACUUCUUCUUCUUCUCCCACUACUUCUACUCCAACGAAAAAAUUACAUCGAAAAUCAUCAACCAGUAGAUUAUGUGAUUUAAUUUAA